AUGGAGGCUAAGCUAUGUUGGGGAAUGGGGGAAGGGCGGAAGGGCGAAGUGGAAAAGGAGCAGGAUGAAGGCCCAUCUGUGGGCGAGCUGCUGGUGGUGAUCGGGGGGUUGAGCCGGCAGGGACAGGCGACAAUAGACGUGCUGGUGUUCCACCUCGCCUCGCUCGCUGCGUGGCGCCCUGCCGUGCACACAUGGGCGGGAGACGCGCUGCCCCGCCGCCGCUUCCGCCACACCGUUGCGCUCAUCCACCCGCCUGCUGCGCUCCGAGCAGGGGGGUUUGCAAGGGAGCACGACCCGAUUCUGUUCAUGUUCGGCGGAUAUGAUUUGGAGGGCAACGUGCAUGGCAUGGAGGAGGCCUUCUUCCUCUGCCUCUCCGAUGCAGGAGCCACUGCCACGUGGCGCCGUGCGCACACCAGAGGCACCGUGCCCUCUGCACGCUUCCACCACGCCAUGGCUGCCUAUGAAAACGGAUCUAAAGUGCUCGUCUAUGGAGGCGAAGGGCUGGCGGUUAAUGACUGGGACGUGGUGGAAGGAGCGCGACAGGAGGGCAUGCUUUCACAAGGGGGAGUGGCAUGGGAGAGAGUGUGGAACAGCGUGGGUGGUGGGCACGGCAAUGGGAGGGCAAGGAGGCCAGGCGGCGAGGAGGGGCAUGGGGAGGGUGGGCAUGGGGAGGGCGGGCAAGGGGGAGGCGGGCGUGGGGAGGGUGGGCGUGCGCUGGUGGUGUAUGUGUUGGAUGUGAGCAGCUUGACAUGGUCGCGCGUGCCCACGCAUGGAGUGUGCCCCGGCGUGCGCAUCCUGCACUUCGCCACCACCUACAACUGUGGUGCUUCGGGUACUGAGCACAUGGUCAUCUUUGGCGGGUACAGGGACGACAGCACCAACCUCGAGACCAUGCAGCCAUAUGCCCUAAACCUUGCCUCUAUGGAGUGGCGUCGUGCCCGCUCCUCCUCCGCCAUGCCCGCCCAUCUCCCUGAGUCGCUCCGUGCCCCCGCAUACCAGCCUGUCGCUCGCAACCGCAGCGGCCUUACCAAGAUAGGCAACGACACAUUGCUGCUGACAGAGGGCACCAUCUAUGACACCCGCAGCUACCUCCGCGAUGUGCAUGCCCUGCACUUGCCCUCCCUCUCUUGGUCGCCUGUGAGGGCACAUGGGCAGCCAACAGCCGGCCCCAGUGGAGGCCUCUCAGCAGAAGGGCUCAUCGCCUAUGGAGGCUGCGUUCUGGGUGAGUUCUUCCUUAGCCUGUCUGUCUGGCAGCAGUGUGCUGUGCGUGGCUAG
This is a messenger RNA of Closterium sp. Yama58-4, 1275 nucleotides long. The record is from the annotation of a GenBank genome assembly. NCBI's taxonomy places the organism in Eukaryota, Viridiplantae, Streptophyta, Zygnematophyceae, Desmidiales, Closteriaceae.